AUUGUAUAUUAAUUGUUUUUUUCAUAGAGCAUUUGGCAUGGAGUAUACCCAAGCAGCAGAAUUGUGUUCUUGCUUGCAAAGCGAUGAUGGAAGACUUAUGCUAUCAUUAGGAGGAAUUCCACGUCAAGAAACAAAUCCAAGUGCAGCGACCCCUACAGAAGGAGUAGCUUUAUCACAGGAUGGAAGGUCGUGCUACUUUUUUGAAGAUGCUACUUUGAUGACCAUUGGAGAAUCUUAUGCAUGCAGUGCAGCACAAUUUAGAGCAUUUGGUGUCCAAUAUGUUCGAACAGCAGUGGAGUGUACUUGCUUAAGAGAAGAAAAUGGAAAAUUGAUGUUAUCAUAUGGCCAAGGUUCUCGGAACACCCCUAGAUCACGUGAUAAGGAAGGAGUCAGUUUAAGUCAAGACAAAUCCCGUUGUUUCUUCCAUGAAGAUAGCAGUCUUCUGAUUGUCGGACAACCAGGGGCUUGUAGUCCAGCUGUGUUUCGUGCCUUUAACCAGCCAUAUAAUGGACAGACGGAGUGUGUUUGUAAUUAUGAUGAAAAAACAGGACAAAUCCAGUUAGAAUACGCAUCUGCAGAUAGCGGGGGAAGAGGAGAUAACUAUGAUGAUAGUAGGGUACAACUAAGCAGAAACGGGCAAAGAUGUAUAUUUGAUGAUAAUACCCAGUUUAUUGUUGGAGAACCCAGCCUUUGUUCCUUAGCUGUAUUUAGAGGGUUCGGAAAGGAAGACGACUUUACAGGACAAGAAAUAGAUUGUGUUUGUGAAGUACAAGGAAACAAUUCACUUCACUUGAGUUAUAGAACCCGUCCAACUCAAAGAAGAGGAAACCAUGGAAGAAAAAGAAGAUAUCGUAGACUGAGAAGAGUAUAAUUGUGAAGUUUGAUGAAUAAUAUAAUUAAUUUAAAAUCGAUAUCUUGUUUUUAACAAUAAAUAUGUUUAAGAAUUUAAA
Eurytemora carolleeae is the source of this 950-nucleotide messenger RNA. RefSeq lists its product as uncharacterized. The record is from RefSeq and is a predicted model, not a curated record. Lineage: Eukaryota; Metazoa; Arthropoda; Copepoda; Calanoida; Temoridae. The transcript is spliced from 14 exons. The coding region runs from base 38 to 871 and encodes 277 amino acids.